UAUCCCUAUUCCCACGAAUGUGGCAGAAGCUCUCUCAGUACUAGAAUGGACGAAGGCUAUAAAGGAAGAAAUUGAUGCUCUUCAUAAGAAUGGCACGUGGGAACUUGUUGAUCUCUCUAAGGGAAAUGAUCCAGUUGGAUGUAAAUGGGUGUUCACUAUUAAGCAUGGGGUUGAUGGAACCGUGGAGAGGUAUAAAGCUCGUUUAGUGGCAAAGGGUUUUACUCAAGAUGAAAUUCAAAGUUUGAAAGACUUCCUUGCCACUCAGUUCGAAGUGAAAGAUCUAGGACCCGCCAAAUACUUCCUUGGAAUUGAGGUUGCCCGAUCAGAAAAUGGUAUCUUCAUCUCCCAAAGGAAAUAUGUCCUAGAUUUGCUUAAGGACACUGGAAAGAUUGGGGCUAAACCAGUUGACUCUCCCAUUGACCCCAACCAUAAGUUAAGUGACAACCAAGGUGAACCUCUUAAGGAUGUGAAGCAAUUUCAGARGCUUGUARGGARAUUGUUGUACCUCUCUAUGACUCGUCCAGACAUAGCAUAUGCUGUUGGUGUCCUCAGCCAGUUCAUGCAUGCACCUAGGUCCACUCAUCUUGAAGCAGCAGAGAGAAUACUGCG
Molecule: messenger RNA, 609 nt
Organism: Nelumbo nucifera (sacred lotus)
Lineage: Eukaryota; Viridiplantae; Streptophyta; Magnoliopsida; Proteales; Nelumbonaceae
Source: RefSeq, a predicted model, not a curated record